GACUUUGGAGGUGGAGAGAGGCUGCGAGGGUGUAGGAGACAAGACAAGUCAACCCGGAUGGCUGCUGUAACCCGAUACUCCGGGAAAGUGGUGGUGGUGACUGGGGGUGGUCGUGGCAUCGGAGCUGGGAUCGUGAGAGCCUUUGUGGACAGUGGGGCUCAAGUGGUUUUCUGCGACAAGGAUGAGGCCAGGGGCCGGGCUCUGGAGCAGGAACUCGUGGGCACUGUCUUCGUCCCCUGUGACGUGACUCAGGAAGGAGAUUUGCAGACUCUGAUUUCUGAGACCCUCUCUCGAUUUGGCCGCUUGGAUUGUGUGGUGAAUAAUGCCGGCUACCAUCCACCCGCGCAGUGGCCUGAGGAGACCUCUGCCCAGGACUUUCGCCAGCUGCUGGAACUGAACCUACUGGGGACGUACGCCUUGACCAAGCUUGCCCUCCCCCACCUGCGGAAAUACAGAGGCAACAUCAUCAACAUCUCCAGCCUGGUUGGGGCCAUCGGCCAGUCUCAGGCAGUUACCUACGUGGCCACCAAGGGGGCAGUGACAGCCAUGACGAAAGCUCUGGCCUUGGAUGAGAGUCGACAUGGGGUCCGUGUCAACUGCAUCUCCCCAGGAAACAUCUGGACUCCACUGUGGGAAGAGCUGGCAAUGUCAACUCCAGACCCCAGUGCCACCAUCCUAGAAGGGACCCUGGCCCAGCCCCUGGGCCGCAUGGGCCAGGCAGCCGAGGUGGGGGCUGCAGCCGUCUUCCUGGCCUCUGAAGCCACCUUCUGUACAGGACUCGAGCUUCUCGUGACAGGGGGUGCAGAACUGGGGUACGGAUGCAAGUCCAGCAGGAGCAGCCUCGCGGAAGCCCCCGUCCUCCCGCCGUGAUUUCCACGGUGUUAUGUCCUCCCCAUCCCUCUUUUCCUUCCUUUCUCUGUGGUACUGGAGAUUAAACCUGGGCCCUCUUUUGUGCCAGGCAGGGGCUCCACCACUGAGCCAUACCCCAGCCCCUCACUGGGGGGUUCUAGGCAGGGGCUCGACCACUGAGCCACACCCCAGCCCCUCACUGGGGGACUCUAGGCAGGGACUCUACCACUGAG
Messenger RNA from Peromyscus maniculatus bairdii (prairie deer mouse), 1082 nucleotides. RefSeq names its product hydroxysteroid 17-beta dehydrogenase 14 (gene Hsd17b14). Gene Ontology annotation, biological process: steroid catabolic process. Lineage: Eukaryota; Metazoa; Chordata; Mammalia; Rodentia; Cricetidae. Gene Ontology annotation, molecular function: estradiol 17-beta-dehydrogenase [NAD(P)+] activity. Gene Ontology annotation, cellular component: cytosol. The record is from RefSeq and is a predicted model, not a curated record.